Scaptodrosophila lebanonensis is the source of this 2102-nucleotide messenger RNA. It is a transcript of the gene nesd, whose product is annotated as protein nessun dorma. The record is from RefSeq and is a predicted model, not a curated record. Lineage: Eukaryota; Metazoa; Arthropoda; Insecta; Diptera; Drosophilidae. Gene Ontology annotation, biological process: male meiosis cytokinesis; spermatogenesis. Bases 145 to 1962 code for a protein of 605 amino acids. The transcript is spliced from 4 exons.
UCCCAAUACAAGAGCUAGACUCCACGGCAUUGGUAUCACUGUCAAGUUUCGAUAUCAGGGUUGCUUUAACAGCUAUCAGCCCAAUCACCACAUUUCAAAUUCGAACGCUUGUCAGGAAACGCGCUAUUUAGAAAGUUGUGUGUAAUGGAUGUUUACACAUUUGACAAAUCCUUCUUGGAACGCCUUAGGGAGGCCGAGGCUGUCCUAUCAUGGGAUGGGGCCGUGAUGCCAGCCUCACAGGUAAGAUCCGAGUGGAAGUCCUUUGUGGAGCUACAAAUUGAGCCAGCAGGCUGGCAGGCAAUUUGGAAAAUACCACGCGUCAUUUGCGAAGACCUAAAGCUGCGCUAUCCAACUAUUGUAUAUGGGAGCGUCGAUCAGGUCAUAUUUGACGAACUGAAGGCGGUUUUUUGUGUGACCGCUGUGCAGGACAAUGAUGUGCACCUGCCGGAACGGAAUGAGGUGUCGCUCAUCGAGCUGUGGCCCACCUUGCAGCAGGAGAAUUCAGCAUUAAAUGUGGAUACAACAGCGGAGUGCAUCGAUCGCUUGCGUUUCUUCUACACGCACGUCUGGCUGCCGUGGGACAAGGAUCACGAUGACGAUCGCGAUUGGGUGCAAAUGCAUUUGCAGGCGCGAAUUCAACUGGCGUGUGAUCUGAGCAAGAACAAACUGCCACGCACACUGGCUUUGCAUAUACGUACAUUGCUGAUGGAAGCGCGUUACAUUCAGCAGCGCCUGGAGUUUCUUGAGCUGGACCUCAGCGACGCCGAGGAGGAGAGUGAAGACGAAGCACUGGCACUAAGCGAUAAUGCAGGUGGCGCUAAAUCUAAACGUACCACCAAUUCCCCAUCUCAAAAGCAGGCUAAUAUCAGCUUAAACAAAUCCAACUUGCCAGUAACCGAUUUAAUGUGCCUACAUCUGCGUCUAGCCAUCAUUCGUAGCGAAUUCGAGAUACUUGAGAAUCCAGAGAUGCGUCGUGCCUACAGUGAGCUGCAAUCGCAUACCUUAAAGCGUCAGCUGCUGCACCGCGGAUCUGGCAAUGCGGACAACUUAAGAAACGAUGCCCACACUUGCUAUUUGGUCACGCAGCCUAGCGAGCUAAGCCAACAGCUAGACCUUCUAACGCUGGCCAAGCAGUAUGUGAGGCCAGAAACUUUGGUGCAAUUGGGGAAUAACUUACAGGACGUACUGAGCAUUUGCAAGCCCAAUGACAAUAUUUUGCUCGCACCCGGUCUGCACACCAUUAAGUUCCUGGAACAUCUCAACGAUAAUGGCAGCAUUAAGGGCUUAGUUGAGCCAGGCGCCGCUGUUUUGGCCGAAACGGAGAAGACACCAAACGAUAAACUGGCCACUGUCUCCUCCAGUGAUGAGGACAGUAUUCUGAUGGUUAUAGAUGGCGAUUACACUUUGUCGCAUUUACUGCUCGAUUGUCGAAAUGUGCGUCGCGGCAUUCUUUUGCGUGCUGGAACGCUACUUCUAGAUGGCUGUCGCCUUAUCGGGGAUGGAUGUUCCAGCACCCAGGAGGGCAUUGUUUGUAUGCCGCAGGCCAAGCUCCUCCUACAGGGCUGUGUGAUUGAAAGCUUUGCAGUCGGUGUUUCUCUGCAAGCACAGUCCAGCGCAGAGUUUAACGAUGUUAAGCUGAAGAAGUGCACUACGGGCUUAGAGGUGUUGGACAAGUCGGUUGUUGUGAAUUUGCAGGGAAGUAAUUGCCUUUUUAAAGAUUGCAAAUUCGGCAUUUUGGCUGAUAAUUAUCAGCUGCCUGAUAGCAGUGAGAAGACGAUGACGCUGGCGCGGUACAUUGAUCUAAAAAGCUACAAUAAAAGUAAUUUGAUGGGCAGCUGUGAAUUUAGGAACUGCCAGCGAAAUGUGCGAGUUCUAAACGAAUCAGACCAGCUAUCGAAGCGCACGUAUAAAUGUCUGCUUGAGGACGAUCUGGCCGGCGAGAAUAAAGAGAAUAUCAAUUAGAUUUGAGCUUGUUAUUAAGGUAUCAAAAGCAAUGCAUUUAUAUUUUAAGUUAGGAGCUCUCGUCUGAUAUAUACACAAUAAUUUCAUGCUUAUUUCAAUAAAUAUACAAACGCUCUCAAAUAGAAAGGGAGUUUCCAGUA